CUGUAACUUGACUAAGCAGGACAUUAUAAGAGGGUCCCUAUAUGUAUUAUACUGUACCUCUCUAGGUGGGUCCUAACAUAAGAAAAGUUUGUGAACCUCUGCUCUAAAGAGUUGGAAGUGUUCAAGGUACCUUUAAUGCAAAACAGCUACACAUGCAUGAAGCCAAUAAAACCCAAUGUCAUCCUUGUUUAUAAUGGAAAACCAUAUUAUUAUAUCACAUUGAAUAUAAAUAUUCAUAUUAGUUUUUGCACUCAUGGAAGUAAUGUUUAAAGAGGUACUAGUCCAAAAAGCUAGAUAACCAUGGCACAAUUAUUAAUUAAAAAGCUUUUUUUUUUUUUUUUUUUUUUUUUUUGUCUCACAGCUACAUACAAAAAGUUACGAUAUCUCUCCUACACGUUCAGCAUAAGCCUUCCUCAGGGAGAGUCACAUGACAGCUGAUAGCUGAUGAUGUGAUUUACUGAAUAAAUAAUAUUACUGUUACCUGUGAAAAGUUUCUGUGUUACUCUCCAACAUUGGUCAUUGUUUAGGGUAUACUUGAAAACUUCAUACUUUGUAGGUCUCAGACUUUGUUGGAUUAAUGCAUUUGCAGAUUGUUCAAGAGAAAGGGAAGUAUUUAUUAAUUAAUUAAUAAUUAAUUAAUCUAUCUAUCUAUCUAUCUAUCUAUCUAUCUAUUUACUUACUUACUUACUUACUUACUUACUUAUUAUUAUUAUUAUUAUUAUUAUUAUUAUUAAUGGGUUAGUCCAACCAAAAAUUGAAAUGUCAUAGUUUACUAAACUUCAUGUUGUGCCAAAACCCAAACAGUUAAGGAAGUUCUACUUUGUACCAUAAAUAUAAUGUUGAAUAGUAACUCAUUAACUAGAUUUUUGAAGGUAAAUGCCCCUUGCCCUUUAAAGAUUUUUAAAUGAACCUUCACUCAUAUGCAGUAUAUUUAAAUAUCUGUUGGCAAGAAAUGGCAAAGACAAAGGCUGUGCUUGUCGUUGGAUGACGGACUCCUUUCAACAAACGUUAACCUGGUUGAUUUUCCAUUAUACACAAUGAUGGGUACUAUGAAUGGACAGGAUUUUCAUGUGCUUGGGCCAAUCAUGCUAACCCUUCUGCUGAUGACUGUCCCAGUUGUUCAAAGCGGGAAGGUUCUUGUCUUUCCUGUGGAUUGCAGUCAUUGGGUCAACAUGAACAUCUUGGUUGAAGCACUUCAUGCCAAAGGUCACAAUGUUACAGUCAUUCGGAUGGCAGACAGCUGGUACAUCAAAGAAUUCUCUCCUCACUACACAUCAAUCAAUCUCAAGUCUAAUGGAGGAUUUGGUGAAGAAUUCCUGGAGAUGUUUGCAUCCAGACUUAUGGAGAUUCUGAGGGAGGGUUCGAUCUGGGCUCGUCUGAAGCUGGAGAUAGAUUCGUGGCAAAAUUUUUUAGGGAUGCUUGAAGUAGAAAACAAGAUGAUAAUCGACAUGUUUGAAGACCAGCAGAUAAUGGAGUCUUUAAAAGAUGCCAAAUAUGAUUUGAUUCUUACAGAUCCAGUCAAGUUUGGAGGCGUUCUGUUGAGUCAUUAUCUCAAACUGCCCAUUGUCUACAAUGUCCGUUGGACUGUUUACAGUGAGGCUCAUUUUACAAUAGCUCCUUCUCCACUUUCUUAUGUUCCUGCUCUAAUGGUGGAGUUAUCAGACCGCAUGAAUUUCUUGGAAAGAGUGAAGAAUGUUUUGAUGUACAUCAUAACUGAAACACAAAUUGCUUUUAUGAUUGCUCCAACUUAUAAUGCACUUUGCGAACGGUUCAUUGGCCCAGGAACAUCCUACCUUUCUUUAAUUCAAAGUGCUGAUCUGUGGCUCCAUAGAGUUGAUUUUGUUUUUGAAUUCCCGCGUCCCACUAUGCCAAACAUCGUUUACAUGGGAGGUUUUCAGUGCAAGCCAUCAAAACCUCUUCCACAAGAUCUGGAGGACUUUGUGCAGAGCUCUGGAGAGCAUGGUGUCAUCAUCAUGUCUCUGGGCACUGUCAUUAGUCAGCUUCCUGAUGAUGUGGCAGAGGCAAUUGCUGAAGCUUUUGCAGAACUUCCACAGAAGAUCAUCUGGAGGUACAAAGGGAAGAGACCAUCUGCUCUAGGGAACAACACCUUAAUGAUGGACUGGAUGCCUCAGAAUGAUCUUCUGGGUCAUCCGAAGACCAGAGCCUUUGUGGCACACGGAGGAACCAAUGGAAUUCAAGAAGCCAUCUACCACGGGGUACCAAUCAUUGGGUUUGGGCUGAUUUUUGACCAGCCUGAUAAUCUUGCAAAGAUGAGAGUAAAGGGUGUAGCCAAGACUGUAGACUUUGCCACAGUGGAUAAGGACUCCUUCCUUAAAACUGUCAAAGAGGUCCUUUAUGAGCCCUCUUAUCGGGAGAACAUGCAGAGGCUCUCAAGGCUUCACAAGGACGUCCCAGUGAAGCCUCUGGACAACGCCAUCUUCUGGAUUGAGUUUGUUAUGAGGCACAAAGGUGCCGCUCAUUUGCGCACAGAGUCGUACAAAAUGCCCUGGUACUCUUAUCACUCUGUUGAUGUCAUGCUGUUCCUGCUUUCUGCUGUGGCACUCAUAAUCAUGACUAUAUAUGCAGUUAUCAGGUAUUUCUGCUGCAGAAUAUGCAUGAGAAAAACAAAAAACAAACUUGAAUGAAUGUUGUUUUUAUAAUUAUUAUUAUUAUUAUUUAUUUUUUGCAAAUUAAAUUAAUUCAACAAUAUGUUUUCAAUUUGGUGGGUUACACACUACAAAUCCUGUAACAAAUCUGUACAUUAGAAUGUAUAUGAAACACUUUCUUUAUUGUUUCUUUAUACUGUACCUCUCUAGGUGGGUCCUAACAUGAAAAAAGUUUGUGAACCUCUGCUUUAAAGAGUUGGAAGUGUUCAAGGUACCUUUAAUGCAAAACAGCUACACAUGCAUGAAGCCAAUAAACCCAAUGUCAUCCUUGUUUAUAAUGGAAAACCAUAUUAUUAUAUCACAUUGAAUAUAAAUAUUCACAUUAGUUGUUGCAUUCAUGAAAGUAAUGUUUAAAGAGGUAGCCUACUAACUAGUCCAGAAAGCUAGAUAACCAUGGCACUCUUAUUCAUUAUAAAGCACCUUUUGUCUCACAGCUACAAAAAUGUAUUUUUUCUUUUCAACAAUAUGUAACAACACUGAAGUAAAGUUGGUUG
Megalobrama amblycephala (Wuchang bream) is the source of this 3160-nucleotide messenger RNA. Its product is annotated as UDP-glucuronosyltransferase 2C1-like. Gene Ontology annotation, molecular function: UDP-glycosyltransferase activity. The record is from RefSeq and is a predicted model, not a curated record. The coding region runs from base 1038 to 2645 and encodes 535 amino acids. The transcript is spliced from 2 exons. Lineage: Eukaryota; Metazoa; Chordata; Actinopteri; Cypriniformes; Xenocyprididae.